Messenger RNA from Abrus precatorius (Indian licorice), 1083 nucleotides. RefSeq names its product protein SRG1-like. The record is from RefSeq and is a predicted model, not a curated record. NCBI's taxonomy places the organism in Eukaryota, Viridiplantae, Streptophyta, Magnoliopsida, Fabales, Fabaceae. Bases 1 to 1083 code for a protein of 360 amino acids. The transcript has 4 exons.
AUGGAACCAGAAACAGCAGAGGGAGCCUCUUUUGUUGUUUCUUCUGUGAAAGAAGUAGCAAAGGAGGCACUAACCAAAGUUCCAGAGAGAUAUGUUCGUUCAGAUAUUGCUAUUAACCCUCCAAUUUCAUCUAACUCGUUGCCUCUGCUCCCUGUUAUCGACCUGAAUGAGUUAUUGUGUGAGGAUGUGAAGGGUUCUGAACUGGAAAAGCUAGACCUUGCAUGCAAAGAGUGGGGUUUCUUUCAGUUGAUUAAUCAUGGAGUUAGCAUUGCAUUGGUGGAAGAUGUAAAGGUUGGUGCUCAAGAACUCUUCAAUCUUUCAAUGGAAGAGAAAAAGAAGCUUUGGCAGAAACCAGGAGAUAUGGAGGGAUUUGGUCAAAUGAUUGAUGUUCCCAAAGAUGAGCCUUCAGAUUGGGUGGAUAUGUUCUACAUUUUAACUCUUCCAUCUCACUUAAGAAAGCCCCAUCUAUUCCCUAAUCUACCACUGCCAUUCAGGGAAAAUUUAGAGGCAUAUUGCAAGGAGAUGAAAGAGGUUGCAAACAAGAUUUACGUUCUGAUAGGAAAAGCUCUUGGCAUAGAAGAAAAGGAAUUAGAGUCAUUAGGGGAAGGAGGGCAAGCAAUAAGGAUGAAUUACUAUCCACCAUGUCCUCAGCCAGAAAAUGUGUUAGGCCUGAAGCCUCACACUGAUGCAUCUGCACUCACUCUUCUUCUCCAAGCCAAUCAAGUGGAAGGCCUCCAAAUCAAAAAGGAUGGAACAUGGCUUUCUGUUAAACCCCUCCCUAAUGCUUUCAUCAUUAGUCUUGGAGAUGUUUUGGAGGUAAUGACCAAUGGGAUAUAUAAGAGUACUGAGCAUCGAGCAGUGGUAAACUCUCAGAAAGACAGGAUAUCAAUAGCUACAUUUUGUGGCCCAGAAUGGAGUAGAAACAUAGGCCCAACACCAUCUCUUAUUACUCCAGAAAGACCAGCAUUGUUCAAAACCCUUGGUGUAGCAGAUUUCUACAAGGGAUACCUGUCACCUGAACAUCGUGGGAAAUCAUAUAUAAACAAUGUUUUGAGGAUCCAAAAUGAGAACAUCAAAGGCUAA